GUGAGUAAAGUACUAGUCAGAACACAACGCGAGCCACAAGGAAAGGAAAUUCAUACGGAACAUCUAUCACCAGAGGAUAUUGCUAAUGAAGUACAGGAUUUGGAAAAUGAAUUAGAGGGACUUCAGGCUGCCCAUGCUGAAGAGAUGGAAUCUAUGCAAUCCAAAUUUGAAUAUCAAUUAAAAUUACUUCGAGAACGUCUGCAGCAUGAAGAAAAUCGGCGGAAAAAAGUACAGGAGGAGUUGCAAACAUUGAAUUCUUUAAAUGAUCAUUCGUUAUCUGCAAUGAAGAAAACUCAUGAGGAAAUGUUGGCGGAACAAAGACGACAUUAUGAGGAGCAAAUUGCUGCACUGCAUGAAGAGUAUGCAGCAGAAUUGCAGGAAGAAAAGAAAGCUACUAGAAUGGCGUUAGAUGCUGUACAACGAGCGCAUGAUGCUGAAUUGAGAAAUAUUAAUGAAAAAGUUCGCAGUAUUGGUGUUAACAGUGUAACCAAAACUCAAACAAACAUUUCUGCGGAAUCAAGAACGGAUAUACAGUCUACAAGACAGAGCAAAAUGUUGGAGCAAAUGAGUGCUGAAUUAGCUCAAUUGUCGGCGUUGUACUCGGCAAAAUGUCUCGAGAAUUCUCAGCUCGAUGAGAAGAUGUCUUUAUUGCUGGCCGACAAAGAAAAUCAGUCAUCUUUAAAUGAUGUAGAAGUGCAAAAUCGACGCUUGUAUCGUGAAAUUCGGCAAAAAGACAUAAUAAUUGAAGAGCUGAGGAAGACGGUGGCAUUUCUGCAGCGCCGAGCUGUUGAUUUAACCGGUGAAGAACUUGCAAUUAAAUAUGAAUUACCAAGACGACAGAAUCGCAGAGUAACACAACCAGCAACUGUCGUCUCAUCGAUUUGGCGUCUACCAUCCGGUCAAGGGGUCAAAUUUCGAAGAAAUCGCCAAAUGACACCAAAAAUGACUUCAAGACGUAAUGAUAUUCGAUUCCAUAGCAAUCCAGCAAUACCGGUGAGUGAGAUGAAAAAUGAUUAUCCGGCUAGUGAGUUACGACGUUCGAUGAUUAUUCCAGUUAGCGAGCGUCGGAAAUUCUUUGAAACGAUCGCUGAAUACAGUCAUCCUUUCUGA
Messenger RNA from Acanthocheilonema viteae, 1110 nucleotides. The record is from the annotation of a GenBank genome assembly. NCBI's taxonomy places the organism in Eukaryota, Metazoa, Nematoda, Chromadorea, Rhabditida, Onchocercidae.